GAUGAUUAGUGCAGCCCUAUUGAUCCUUCAUGUAGCUACAGAGCUAAAGCAUUAGCGGUAUAACAUGGGAUUUUUCAGUAGGUGCAGAAAGCUUUCACAUGUGUUGAAGCAAAGCUCGGCUAAUGCUGUGCUGUAUUCAUGUAAUAAUACACAUGUUCAGCCGCUUUCAGCUGCCUGUAAACAUGAUGUUCGAUUCAAGAGUUCAGGCGCUGGUGAGAAACUGCAGGAGAGGCAGAAGGCCCACAUGGCACGUGGCCUGCCCAAACAAAAGCCCAUAGCAGGAGUUAAAGAGGUCAUCGUUGUUGCUUCAGGAAAAGGAGGUGUUGGUAAAUCUACCACAGCAGUAAAUCUUGCCCUUGCAUUUAUGGCCAAUGAUCAGAGUAAGACAGUGGGUCUUUUAGAUGCUGAUGUUUACGGUCCCUCCAUUCCAAAGCUAAUGAACCUUAGAGGAAACCCAGAAUUAACAGAGAGCAACUUAAUGAGACCCCUUACAAACUUUGGAAUCCCUUGCAUGUCGAUGGGAUUUCUGGUUGAAGAUACAGCACCCAUUGUGUGGAGAGGUCUGAUGGUCAUGUCAGCUAUUGAGAAACUCCUUAGGCAGGUAGAUUGGGGACUUUUGGAUUACUUGGUGAUUGACAUGCCACCCGGCACUGGGGAUGUCCAGCUUUCCAUCACACAGAACAUCCCAGUUGCAGGUGCUGUAAUCGUGUCUACUCCACAGGACAUUGCUUUAUUAGAUGCACGCAGGGGUGUUCAAAUGUUCCGGAAGGUUAACGUGCCGGUGCUGGGAUUAGUUCAGAACAUGAGUGUUUUCCGAUGUCCUAAGUGCAACCACCAGACGCACAUCUUUGGGUCAGAUGGAGCCACUGAAUUGGCUAAUACCCUUGGACUUGAGGUUCUUGGAGACAUUCCGCUGCAUCUGAACAUCAGAGAGACGUCAGACAAUGGUCAGCCUGUGGUUGUGUCCUGUUCUGACAGUCCUGAGGCUAAAGCCUACAGGAACGUAGCCUCAGCAGUGCUGCGUCGUCUCACUGAGGAGUCCAGCUGAAUGUCUUCAACACUGAUGUACUAUGUACUUAUCAGUUCAUAUUUUUAAUUUAUUUGUAGUUAGUCAGAUAAGGUUCUUCUGUGAUCUGCACUGCUGGGAAUUUAACUGAGCUCAGUUUUCCUGUGUGUGUUGCUAAAUAUUUGGCAGUCCAGCUUUUAGUCAGGGUUGAUACACUGGAAAAAGUGAAUGAUAUCAGAGAAGUUGGGAAUUGCAGAAACUGCAAACUGCUCGUCUCAAUUAAUAAAACUCCUAAACAAUGAUUUCAUUAAAAGGUAUGGUUAAGUGUUGCUUAUCAUUUCAAAAGAAGGAUGAUUUAUAAUUAUCAAGAGAAGGAAAUGAGACUAAAAUUAAGCAUCAUCAUUUUUGUGAUUGCUUGGAAACUCUCCCACUUCUGGAAUGAAUGCAGUUCAUUUCCAGUCACUGUGGAUUUUCCCUGUAAUAAUUAAUGCACUUUGUUGAUACCUAAUCAACAUUUUGUUAUUCAACCUGUUAAACUAAUUACAAAUAAACAUUUUAUGUGAUCA
Messenger RNA from Trichomycterus rosablanca, 1572 nucleotides. RefSeq names its product nucleotide binding protein-like (gene nubpl). Lineage: Eukaryota; Metazoa; Chordata; Actinopteri; Siluriformes; Trichomycteridae. Gene Ontology annotation, biological process: iron-sulfur cluster assembly; mitochondrial respiratory chain complex I assembly. Gene Ontology annotation, molecular function: ATP-dependent FeS chaperone activity; 4 iron, 4 sulfur cluster binding; ATP binding. Gene Ontology annotation, cellular component: mitochondrion. The record is from RefSeq and is a predicted model, not a curated record. The transcript has 11 exons. The coding region runs from base 65 to 1048 and encodes 327 amino acids.